This is a messenger RNA of Medicago truncatula (barrel medic), 1610 nucleotides long. Its product is annotated as 28S ribosomal protein S29, mitochondrial. The record is from RefSeq and is a predicted model, not a curated record. The coding region runs from base 111 to 1442 and encodes 443 amino acids. NCBI's taxonomy places the organism in Eukaryota, Viridiplantae, Streptophyta, Magnoliopsida, Fabales, Fabaceae. Gene Ontology annotation, molecular function: structural constituent of ribosome. Gene Ontology annotation, cellular component: mitochondrial small ribosomal subunit. The transcript has 7 exons.
UCAUAGCAAAAUCUCUUCUCUUCUCUUCUUUCUCAGUUUCGUAGCUCACUUCCAUAGCAAAAUCUCCCACUCUCUCUGAUUCAUUUCAGAAACCAAAACGUUUAACAAAAAUGUUGCGGCACAUUACAAAAACCGCAGCAAAAAACCACUAUUCUUUCAUUAGAAAUAUCACACCAACGAUCUCAUCUCUAAACUAUUCUUCUAAAUCUCCAUCAAAGCCCACUAAACCCACAAAACCCACUUCCAAAACCCCUGCCACCACCACCGCUGCCACCGCUGACAUCUUCUUCGACGAACAAGAACGUCUCCGCAACCUCACCGCCGACGAAAAAAACCCAUCACUCAACGUCGGCCCCAAUGGCCGACGCCUCUUCACUUCGUCCACUUCCUUAUCUAAGCUCACUAACAACGAUAUCUGCACUUACUUCAACCUCACGAAGGAGGGAUUGGAUGCUGUCUUGCCUGAAGGGUUGCCGAUCGGUAUGGAGAAAGAGUUUAAGGAUUCUAUGAGAACUGCUUUGAUGGUUCGUCAGAGCUUUUUGGAUCUUCGUGAUAAUUUUAAACGUGUUGUUGAUCCGCGAAUGUGGUCGCCUCACGGUAAAGGGGUCAAAGUUAGGAAGCAAGUUGUUUUAGAUGGUCCUGUUAGCUGUGGGAAGAGCAUUGCGCUUGCAAUGCUUGUUCAGUGGGCUAGAGAAGAAGGAUGGUUGGUUUUGUAUGUUCCUAGCGCAAAAGAAUGGACUCAUGGAGGAUUUUUCUAUAAGCAUCCGCAAACCGGGCUAUGGGAUACACCUGUCCAGGCUGAGAAUGUCCUCAAAGAUUUCUUGAAGUACAAUGAAUCCUACUUAAAAGAACUGCCAUGCCAAAUAUUUGAUCCAAUCCCAUUAGGUGAGGGUGCUGGGGUUGGUUGGUUGAAAGAUGUUGAUUCAAUGGCAAUUCCUGAAGGUACAAUGUUAUAUGAGCUGGUGAAGACUGGCAUUGAACAAACACAUGCAGCUGUUGGAGUGGUAGUUCGUUUGAGGAAAGAGUUAUCACUUGUUAAAAACAUGCCUGUUCUUAUUGCAAUUGAUCAAUAUAAUAACUGGUUUACAUUCAGUGAGUAUGAGGAGCCUGUUACAAUUCGUUCUUGUCGGCCAAUACAUGCUAAAGAACUUACAAUGGUGAAGGCUUUUAGGUCAAUGAUGCAUGAUGAUAUGAUGGUAGGGGCUUUCUCUCAUUCAACAGCUGUAGGAAAGCUUCGUAAAGACUUACCGGAUGUACCGGUAGAUGCUCGUGCUAUGUUUCCUCGAUACAGUUUAGAGGAAGCCGAGACCGUUUGUCAUUAUUAUUUAAGGCAAAGGCUUAUUCGCCGUGAAGCAUUCACGGAAGAUAAUUGGAAGAAAAUUUACUUUCUAUGCAAUGGGAAUGGAACAGAAAUGAGGGGGUUAGUUCCUUUCAUGCGAUGACAGACAUCAGAUGUAUUGUUAUAAAAAAAAUCAACCAAUGAGAUGUGUUCUGACUGUCAUCCAUAAUAAUAUUGAUUUUUCUUGUUGUCAUGAGCUAUAUUAUCAUAGGAUAGGAUAAAAUUGGAUUACUAUUUGUUUGAUCCACUAAUCUGUUUAAUUUUUUUUUAA